Molecule: messenger RNA, 960 nt
Organism: Striga hermonthica
Lineage: Eukaryota; Viridiplantae; Streptophyta; Magnoliopsida; Lamiales; Orobanchaceae
Source: the annotation of a GenBank genome assembly
AUGAAGAUGGUCAUUCUCAAUGUGUUGCCUUUGAUACUUUUGGCCGGCAUGAUGGCUAGCGUGGCCAACGGCUUGAACAUGAACUACUACAUAUUAGUGUGUCCAAUUGCUGAUAUCAUCGUAAAGAACACCGUGAUUAGUGCCUUGCAGUCCGACCCGACCCUUUCCGGGCCGCUCCUUCGGAUGCACUUUCACGACUGUUUUGUCGAGGGAUGUGAUGGAUCUAUAUUGCUCGACUCGACUAAGAACAACACAGCGGAAAAGGACUCGCCGGCCAAUCUAAGCCUAAGGGGAUACGAAAUAAUUGAUGCCGCUAAAGACGCGCUGGAAAAACAGUGCCCUGGAGUCGUUUCGUGUGCCGAUAUACUUGGCAUGGCCGCCAGAGAUGCUGUUUUCUUCGCGGGCGGUCCGUAUUAUGAUAUACCGAAAGGUAGGAAGGACGGGCGGAGAUCGAAGAUUGAGGACACGAUCCGAUUGCCGCCUCCGAGCUUAAACAGUACGGAGCUGAUCAACAUGUUUGCCCAGCGUGGCUUCACGGCUAGAGAAAUGGUCGCUUUAUCCGGGGCCCACACAUUGGGGGUGGCCAGGUGCUCGUCGUUCAAGAGCCGGCUGAGCAGCACCAACCCAAACCGAGAGGUGGACCCCACCAUCGACGCACAGUUCGCAAAGACGCUGUCUGCCACCUGCAGCAAGGGUGAUGACGCAGAGCAAUCAUUCGACUCUACAAGGACACAGUUCGACAACGACUACUACAGAGCCCUACAGAGAAGCGCUGGGCUCCUGUUCUCGGACCAGGCGCUGUAUAUGGGCCCAACCACACGGGCCGUCGUGAACGGGUACGCAAUGAACCCGGCCAUGUUCUUCUUUGACUUCCAACGGGCCAUGGUGAAGAUGGGGACGUUGGACGUCAAGGAAGGGCCCAACGGUGAAAUCAGGGGCAAUUGCAGGCGGGUCAACUAA